CCAGAACACACCCACACAUUAAUUUGUCAAAGCAUGCAACAAUUGUGCUUCAUAAAAAUGGUAAUUAAUUGUCUUAUUUUUUACCUGUUUGAUUACACACACACAAAGACAGGAGAGAUUAAAGCUAUUAGAACUCACAUUACAGUUUAUUCGAUUCGUGUGGCAGCGGGGGCGUGGUCAAGCGCCCGUCCGGGAGAGAGAAGCGGUAAGGGCGCUCACACCUGGGCCAAAUUAUGUCUAACACCUGUCUCUAAUUGCAGUAGAGUGAGGAGAGCGGUUAAAAAUGCCAGCAGCCACAGAGGAGGGGAGAGAAACUGACAACGAACUCAGCGUUCGACUAGAUGGAAAUUGUGGAUACUAAAAAGAUUGUGUGAAUAUUGUGGGCACUAAAAAAAAGGGGAAUUAAAAGACGCACCUUGCCUUGAAGUCUUGCUUCCUGUCGUCUUUGUUCUAUCAGCGUUACACUGGUGCCGAAACCCGGGAUAUUAUUUGGAACACCUGCCUUCCAAAGGAUGGAACAGAAUCGCCCCGUAGAGUCCUCCCAGCUGGCGGAAGUCCUCCAGUCCCUCGCGACACUCCAUCAAAGCCACCAACAAUCCCUGCUUGAGCUCCGGCAAGACCAGGAUCGGCGCUUCUUCGAGAUCAUGCGGGCUCAAGCAGAGGACCGGCACGCCAUCCGGAGCCUCCUCAGCCAGGAGGCCGCUCCAGCCGCAGCCGCGACCCCGGACACCCGCGCCACCUUGCCCCCACCCGCGUUACAGAAGAUGGGGCCGGCAGAUGAUACAGAGGCGUUUAUCGACCUGUUUGAAAGAACGGCGGAGAUUUGGGGGUGGCCCCAAGACCAGUGGGCAGCCCGCCUAGUCCCUCUCCUGUCCGGGGAAGCGCAACUCGCGGCACAACAACUGCCGGCAUCAAGCCUCCUGGCUUACCCCGACCUGAGGAAAGCCAUCCUGCAACGGGUUGGUCGGAGCCCGGAAGAAAGUCGCCAGCUCUUCCGGGCCUUGAAGCUUGAUAAGUCCGACCGCCCGUUUGCAUUCGCCCAGCGGCUCCGUGAUGCUUGUCGGAGGUGGCUGCUCUCGAGGGACCGCGGCGUCGAGGAACUAAUCGACCAGGUGGUACUGGAGCAGUUUGUUCAGCGUUUGCCCCGGAAGACGGCCGAGUGGGUCCAGUGCCACCGCCCGGCGUCGCUGGAGGAAGCCGUCCGACUCGCGGAGGACCACAUGGCGGCGAUCCCUAGGGCGGAUGAGCCCUCUCUGUCUGUCUCCCCUUCCCCUGUGUCUUCCCCUGUUUUUUUCCCUCCCCUCUUCCCUCUCGCUCUGCUCUCUCCCCAGGGUCCGUUCCUGCCCCCCGCAGGCGCGGAGCGUUUGCGCGCCCAGCUCCCCGGCCUUGGGAACACCCGCCAAGCCCUUCCCCAUCCUUCAGCCGCUCUCCUCCUCAGGUGGGGGCACCCGCCAGCACGGGUGCGGCCGCAGCGCCUGGGCCGGUCUGCUGGAGGUGCGGAGACCCGGACCACUUCCGGGAUCAGUGCCCGCUGAUGGAAAUAGGGGCGGUGGUACGGGUCUCCGAUGUUCCACAGGCUGCCCCCGAUCGGGCUGGAGCGUACCGGAUUCCGUAGAGUGAGGAGAGCGGUUAAAAAUGCCAGCAGCCACAGAGGAGGGGAGAGAAACUGACAACGAACUCAGCGUUCGACUAGAUGGAAAUUGUGGAUACUAAAAAGAUUGUGUGAAUAUUGUGGGCACUAAAAAAAAGGGGAAUUAAAAGACGCACCUUGCCUUGAAGUCUUGCUUCCUGUCGUCUUUGUUCUAUCAGCGUUACAAUUCGGAAUUAGGUAAACUGAGAGGUUUUCAAUCUUGCAAACCUUAAUAAAUUUGGGGCAAACAAAGAGAUGAGGACACAGAAAAAGAGCCAUAUAAAAUAAAAAGUGAUUGUUAUUGUUAUUGUAAUGUGUUAAAUAAUCAGCACUUACUUGGUGGUGUAUAGAGUGGAAGGUUGAUGUAAUAUGCCUGCCAUGCUGCAAACCGAGCUAA
This is a messenger RNA of Xyrauchen texanus (razorback sucker), 2027 nucleotides long. Its product is annotated as zinc finger protein 445-like. The record is from RefSeq and is a predicted model, not a curated record. The transcript has 2 exons. The coding region runs from base 513 to 1535 and encodes 340 amino acids. NCBI's taxonomy places the organism in Eukaryota, Metazoa, Chordata, Actinopteri, Cypriniformes, Catostomidae.